AUGCAAACGAGACGCAUGGAAAGAAUUAACUCGAUGAAAGGGAGAGGAAAACGAAGCUUGGAAGGUAAUGGUGGUGAUGAGGAGCCUGAACCAGAGAGAAAAAGACCUGCUUUAGCUAGCGUUAUUAUAGAAGCUCUGAAGGUGGAUAGUCUCCAGAAGCUUUGCUCAUCAUUAGAACCAAUUCUUCGGAGAGUGGUUAGUGAAGAAGUUGAACGAGCUUUGUCUAAGCUGGGGCCUGCUAGGCUGAAUGAAAGGUCAUCUCCCAAUCGCAUAGAAGGACCUAACGCUCGAAACCUGCAGCUCCACUUCAGGUCCCGCCUCUCUCUCCCGCUUUUCACUGGCGGCAAAAUCGAGGGUGAGCAAGGUGCUGCCAUCCACGUUGUGCUCGUUGAUUCCGGCACGGGCCAUGUUGUGACAUUUGGGCCCGAAUCCUGUGCCAAGCUGGACGUUGUUGUGCUGGAAGGCGAUUUCAGCAAUGAGGAUGGUGAAGCGUGGGCUCAGGAAGUGUUUGAGAGCCACGUCGUGAAAGAACGCGAGGGGAAAAGGCCUCUGUUGACUGGUGAUUUGCAGGUCAACCUGAAGGAAGGUGUUGGGACACUUGGCGAUCUCACGUUCACGGAUAACUCAAGUUGGAUAAGGAGCCGUAAGUUCAGGCUUGGCUUGAAGGUUGCUUCCGGGUAUUGCGAGGGCUUACGUGUUCGGGAGGCAAAGACUGAAGCUUUUCCAGUCAAGGAUCAUCGAGGGGAAUUAUAUAAAAAACAUUAUCCACCCGCCUUGAAUGAUGACGUUUGGAGAUUGGAGAAAAUCGGCAAGGAUGGGUCAUUCCACAGGAGGCUUAACAAUGCAGGAAUAUUUACUGUCGAGGAUUUCCUUCGGCUAGUGGUGAUGGACUCUCAGAAGUUGAGGAAUAUACUCGGGAGUGGUAUGUCUAACAAGAUGUGGGAUGCCCUGAUUGAACACGCCAAAACGUGUGUUUUGAGUGGGAAGCUUUAUAUAUACUACACUGAUGACUCUAGAAGCGCUGGUGUCGUUUUUAACAAUAUAUACGAGCUGAGUGGCCUCAUAGCAAAUGAGCAAUAUUAUCCCGACAACUCGCUUUCUGACAGCCAAAAGGUAUAUGUGGAUACACUGGUGAAAAAAGCAUACGACAAUUGGAAUCAAGUCGUUGAGUACGAUGGCCAAUCUCUGUUGAAUUUCAAGCAAAAUAGGAAGUCGAGCACUUCGCGAGAUGAUCCUCUUGUGAGCUCCUCCGUUACGAACACCUUCGAUAACCAGCUUCUACCCGAGAGAUUGCCGGUUCCAAUGCCCUCUGACUCGUCUUUGGAUCAUAGUGUGCCGACAGGAGGAUAUAACGACUACAUGGCCACGAGAUAUUUUGAGCCCUCACCAUUCACCCAAGCCGACCAAUUCCAGCUCGAGCCGUACGACAGUCGGGUGGGCCUCGCCCUCGGGCCCCCUCAAUCGUCUCCCUCUUUUCAAGAGGGAACCUCCUCCUCUCUCGGGCUGGCCCACAACAGUCUCAACCCUUACGGGCCUUGGCCCGUUAGUGGCCCGGGACCCGAAUUCAUGUCCGAGGAGGAAAUCCGCAUGAGGAGCCACGAGAUGCUGGAGAACGAGGACAUGCAGCACCUGCUCCGCCUCUUCAGCAUGGGGGGUGGAGGCCCGUCCGAGGACGGGUUCGGGUUCUCCUCGUCUUACGCAGCGUCCCCCUUGCCUGGGUUUGGGCUCGGGAACCGGGCCCGCCCGGGAAGGGCGGUUGCCGGGUGGCUGAAGAUCAAGGCAGCCAUGAGGUGGGGAAUAUUUAUCAGGAAAAAGGCAGCCGAGAGGCGGGCCCAGAUCGUGGAGUUGGACGACGAGUGA
Striga hermonthica is the source of this 1860-nucleotide messenger RNA. Lineage: Eukaryota; Viridiplantae; Streptophyta; Magnoliopsida; Lamiales; Orobanchaceae. The record is from the annotation of a GenBank genome assembly.